Messenger RNA from Phytophthora sojae, 375 nucleotides. RefSeq lists its product as hypothetical. The record is from RefSeq and is a predicted model, not a curated record. The transcript has a single exon. The coding region runs from base 1 to 375 and encodes 124 amino acids. Lineage: Eukaryota; Oomycota; Peronosporomycetes; Peronosporales; Peronosporaceae.
AUGAUCCGGAAUUGCCCGGGUCGCUACAUUAUCAAGCACAAGAAGCAAGCGCCGUUCUUGGUGGACGGAGUGCCUGUGACUGCCAUCGACACUGGAGUCUUCGUCCAGAAAGCACUUGCCAGUUCUGAGGGCGAGGUGCCGACUAUCGUUGUGCACGACUUGGAGAGUCCACGAUGCGUUGACCGAGUCAAAGUUGUGGUGUUUGGGGCUGGAGGAAGUGGCGGCGGCGUUAUCACCUACUGCAAGCAAGAGUCGAAGGAAGGACAAGAUGGAGCAGCUGUCUACGUCCACACGCUGAAUACGGCGUCGGGGCUGCGCAGAAAGCUUGGGGGAUUGCAGAUCGACCACGUCCUCAAAGUGGCGGACGACAACUGA